AUGAGCAGCGGGCUCCGGACGGCGAACCUGAUCUACGAGUCGCUCGCUUACGCAGAGGAUGAACAUUGGGACUGGUGGACAGCUCUGUCUAACGGUGUCGGUUCUUGCACGCCGAACAACUCACGCUGCUGGGACGACAUAGGAUCGGAUGGCUGGGAUGACGGUAUCAUCUACUACGACGCCAGCAACGAAACACACUAUUACGACCUCCAGCUCACCAAACGCUUCUCGGUGCUGAAGCACUUCACCAAGGGGCCCGGUCGGAUCCGUGCGUCGUACGGUCACCGCUGGCAUCGACGCGUCCGAUGA
Rhodofomes roseus is the source of this 309-nucleotide messenger RNA. RefSeq lists its product as uncharacterized. The coding region runs from base 1 to 309 and encodes 102 amino acids. The record is from RefSeq and is a predicted model, not a curated record. The transcript has 3 exons. Lineage: Eukaryota; Fungi; Basidiomycota; Agaricomycetes; Polyporales; Fomitopsidaceae.